AUGUCAUUAGGAACGGCCAUGCCUUUAUCUAAGUAUUCAGAGCCCGCAGUGACAUUUUCAAAAAGAAAGUCGCCCGAGAACCGAACUCCCCAGCCCGAUGAAUUGCCCAUCUACAUGUUGGUCGUCCUCUUCUUGAUGCUAUACAACAAGCCCUGGUUGCCUUUCAACACUCUUGGAGAUGAUACCGAGCAGUCACUCCUGCCCGGUCGUACGAUAAUCAGCAGGUCCAGCCCUCGCCACCUUCGCUCUUCGGAUCACAGGAUGGCUCAGCAGGAUCUACGAUGGAAACUGCUUGCCAGACAAGAGCUCGCCCAAAAGCAGAGAGACGCCGAACAAAAGGGUUCGAUCUCACCAAAAGAGAGACCAGCAGACAUGGCCCCUAUCUGGACCAAAUUUGAGCGUUUGAAGAAGAAAAACGGGUCCAGAUUGAAACGAACGUGCCAACUCCUUCACUGUGGUUCCCGUCACCUCUCCCGCAUCCUUCUGAGUGUAGAUCUGCCCUUGCAGAAGCUGGGAACGGACCCAAACACUCUGUCACAGAUCACGCUGAAGGCACCAGUGGCCUUCGCGGAGCAAAACAAGUCUUUGGGAGCUGUUGCGCUUAGAUGGCUCGCUGCAAAACUUUCCGAAGAGACUACCGAGAGAACGGCGAUGGAGUUUUGGAGACUGGCGGCUCUAGUAGCGGAACACUGUGCUGCUUCCAAAGCAUGA
This is a messenger RNA of Penicillium verhagenii, 711 nucleotides long. RefSeq lists its product as uncharacterized. NCBI's taxonomy places the organism in Eukaryota, Fungi, Ascomycota, Eurotiomycetes, Eurotiales, Aspergillaceae. The transcript has a single exon. Bases 1 to 711 code for a protein of 236 amino acids. The record is from RefSeq and is a predicted model, not a curated record.